UACUUUUCUGCACGCGGAAGCAACGGUCCAGCAUCUACAUAUCAGCAUUGUGAUUGUCUUCGCCUACAGCGCCUUCCCUGAUGCUGCGAGGAGUCAAUCCAUCCACAUUCCGGUUCGUUUCUUUGGCAGAAACGUGCAGUUGGAGUUCUGAAAUUGCAUAGAGGAGGAAGAAACAGCAGGAUUAGGGCAGAGAUGGAGAGAGCAUUCAAUCAUGUUAAUGGAGAGUCGGUUAACUCUGUGGAUGUGUAUGGUGAGGAUAAGGCUUCUGAGGAACAAACUUUAACUCCGUGGUCCGCGUCUAUUGCAAGUGGGUAUACUUUACUGCGUGAUCCACGGUACAACAAAGGAUUAGCCUUCACCGAAAAGGAAAGGGAUGCUCAUUACUUGACAGGGCUUCUCCCUCCAGCAGGCUUUACUCAAGAUCUUCAGGAGAAGCGGAUGAUGGCCAUUCUGCGUGACUAUAAGGUGCCACUGCAGCGGUAUAUGGCCAUGAUGGAUCUCCAGGAGAGGAAUGAAAAGCUGUUUUACAAGCUACUCAUAGAUAACGUUGAAGAAAUGCUUCCCGUGGUUUAUACUCCUACAGUUGGUGAGGCCUGCCAGAAGUAUGGUAGCAUUUUCAGGCGUCCUCAGGGUCUCUAUAUCAGCUUGAAAGAGAAGGGAAGAAUUCUUGAAGUUUUGAAAAAUUGGCCCGAAAAGUCUAUCCAAGUUAUUGUGGUAACUGAUGGCGAGAGGAUCUUAGGCCUUGGCGAUCUUGGGUGCCAGGGCAUGGGUAUUCCUGUUGGAAAACUAUCUUUGUAUACGGCUCUUGGGGGAGUUCGUCCAUCAGCUUGCUUGCCUAUAACUAUUGAUGUUGGGACAAACAAUAAGAAGUUGCUGGAGGAUGAAUUCUACAUCGGUCUGAAGCACAAACGAGCAACUGGACAGGAAUAUGCUGAGCUUCUAGAAGAAUUCAUGGUAGCAGUUAAACAAGUUUAUGGAGAGAAAGUCCUGAUACAGUUUGAAGAUUUUGCAAAUCACAAUGCCUUUGAGUUACUCGCCAAGUACCGGACAAGCCAUCUUGUGUUCAAUGAUGAUAUCCAGGGCACUGCCUCCGUGGUUCUUUCCGGGCUUCUCGCCGCUUUGAAACUAGUUGGUGGGAAUUUGGCGGAUCAUACUUUCUUGUUCUUGGGAGCUGGAGAGGCGGGGACGGGUAUAGCUGAGCUUAUUGCUCUUCAGAUGUCGAAAAAGACAAAUGCUACAAUUGAAGAGGCUCGGAAGAAAAUAUGGCUUGUGGACUCCAAGGGGCUGAUCGUUAGCUCCCGCAAAGAAUCCCUUCAGCACUUCAAGAAGCCUUGGGCUCACGAGCAUGAACCUGUUAAGGAUCUUUUGGAUGCUGUUAAGGCCAUAAAACCAACAGUUCUAAUCGGAACGUCCGGAGUUGGUAAAACAUUUACGAAGGAAGUCGUUCAAGCCAUGGCAUCUUUCAACGAGAAACCUCUCAUCCUCGCUCUGUCGAACCCAACCUCCCAAGCCGAAUGCACGGCAGAGGAAGCUUACACAUGGAGUGAGGGUCGCGCCAUAUACGCUAGCGGAAGCCCAUUCGAUCCGGUGGAGUUCAAUGGAAAACUGUUCAUGCCUGGACAAGCAAACAAUGCUUACAUAUUCCCCGGCUUCGGGUUGGGCUUGAUAAUGUCUGGGACAAUUCGCAUACACGACGAUUUGCUUUUGGCAGCAUCUGAAGCUUUGGCAGCCCAAGUGUCGGAGGAGAACUUCGCAAAAGGACUAAUAUACCCUCCCUUCACAAACAUCCGAAAGAUUUCAGCUCACAUUGCAGCUGAAGUUGCUGCGAAAGCAUACGAACUUGGUUUGGCUUCGCGUCUCCCUCGCCCAAAGGACCUUGUUAAGUAUGCAGAGAGUUGCAUGUAUUCUCCAGUUUAUGGUAGCUAUCGCUGAUCACCGACCGAUCAUUUGGCCCGACAACGAAUAAUUCAAUUUGUUCUUGAGCUAGAAGCAGUAUCUUCACUAUUAUUUCCUGAUUCUUUGUUGUUUCUUUUGUGAGAACUUGCGUUGCUGUUCUUUUGUACAAUUGUAUGAGCAUUGCAUUGAUUUGCAGAAUUAAUUCAUGUUGUAAUGUAACACUGGCCGCGUUAGUAGUUUGUAUUUUUUGCUCA
This is a messenger RNA of Andrographis paniculata, 2150 nucleotides long. Its product is annotated as NADP-dependent malic enzyme-like. Gene Ontology annotation, biological process: malate metabolic process; pyruvate metabolic process. The record is from RefSeq and is a predicted model, not a curated record. The transcript has 18 exons. Gene Ontology annotation, cellular component: chloroplast. Lineage: Eukaryota; Viridiplantae; Streptophyta; Magnoliopsida; Lamiales; Acanthaceae. Gene Ontology annotation, molecular function: malate dehydrogenase (decarboxylating) (NAD+) activity; malate dehydrogenase (decarboxylating) (NADP+) activity; NAD binding. Bases 193 to 1932 code for a protein of 579 amino acids.